CUGAGCCCUUGGCGGUAUUCAGGUCAGCCGGUGGCCUGCGCUGCCAUCCCCCCGCGAGCCCGCGCGUCCGUGCACGGCAGUGCCUGCGUCGACUUCUCCGAACGAGAACACGCAAUCCUGAUUCUCGUCACCAUGGCUCCUUUCUUGAGGAUUGCCUUUAACUCGUACGACUUGGGUAUCCUGCCCCCCCCGGACGACCCACCCUUCUGCGCAAUCAAGAUGAAGGAAGCUCUGACAACUGAGCGGGGUAAGACCCUGGUUCAGAGGAAGCCUACCAUGUACCCGGCCUGGAAAUCCAGUUUCGAUGCACACAUCUAUGAGGGUCGUGUGCUUGAGGUUCUGCUGAUGAAAACGGCAGAGGAGCCUCUGGCUGAAGUGUCGGUGGGUGUUUCUGUCCUUGCUGAGCGCUGCAAGAAGGCCAAUGGACGGGCCGAAUUCUGGGUGGAUCUCCAUCCCUCUGGGAAAGUGAUGAUGGCGGUGCAGUAUUUUCUGGAGGGUGUGGAUAAUGAAAGUAAACGGGCUUCGAAGGAGGAAGAGGCGCCAACCCUGAACCGCAGAAGGGGAGCUAUGAAACAGGCCAAGAUCCACUUCAUAAAGAACCACGAGUUCAUCGCCACGUUCUUCCGACAGCCCACCUUCUGCUCGGUGUGCAGAGAAUUUGUCUGGGGACUCAACAAGCAAGGCUAUAAAUGCAGACAAUGCAACGCAGCCAUCCACAAGAAAUGCAUUGACAAAAUCAUCGGCAGAUGUACCGGUACUGCAGCCAACAGCCGGGAUACUGUGUUCCAGAAGGAGCGGUUUAAGAUUGACAUGCCCCACCGUUUCAAGAUCCACAACUACAUGAGUCCCACCUUCUGUGACCACUGUGGGAGCCUGCUGUGGGGUCUGGUCAAACAGGGCCUGAAGUGUGAAGAUUGUGCCAUGAACGUUCAUCACAAGUGUCAAGCAAAAGUAGCCAACCUUUGUGGUAUCAAUCAGAAACUACUAGCCGAAGCACUAACACAAGUCAGCCAGAAAUCAUUCCCUCGCCGCUCAGAUGCAAAUACUGAUAUUGGAAUAUAUGAUGAAGUGAACCAACUGCCUGGGCUUGAUAUGAAUGAUGGGUCUCCUUAUGGCAGGCUGUGGGAAGGGUCCAGCCAGCCACAGUCUCGUAUUACCCAUUUGACGCGCAUCAACGUAGAGAACUUCAUCUUCCACAAGGUGUUAGGAAAAGGCAGCUUUGGCAAGGUUCUUCUGGCAGAGCUGAAGGGGCGUGGAGAGUACUUUGCAGUGAAGGCUCUUAAGAAAGAUGUUGUGCUGAUGGAUGACGAUGUGGAGUGCACAAUGAUAGAGAAACGAAUCUUGGCUUUAGCCUGGGAAAACCCCUUCCUCACUCACCUUUAUUCCACCUUCCAGUCAAAGGAGCAUCUGUUCUUUGUGAUGGAGUAUCUGAAUGGAGGUGAUCUGAUGUUUCAUAUUCAAGAAAAAGGGCGCUUUGAUCUCAACAGAGCCACGUUCUACUCUGCGGAGAUCGUUUGUGGUCUUCAGUUCUUGCAUUCCAAAGGGGUCAUCUACAGAGAUCUUAAGUUGGACAACGUGAUGCUGGAUCACGAGGGGCACAUAAAGAUUGCUGACUUUGGCAUGUGCAAGGAGAAUAUGUUUGAGGAAAUGCAUGCCACAACUUUCUGUGGUACCCCUGACUACAUCGCCCCAGAGAUCCUGCUGGGACAGAAAUACUCAUUCUCAGUUGACUGGUGGUCAUUUGGGGUGUUGCUGUACGAGAUGCUGAUUGGUCAGUCCCCUUUUCACGGAGAUAACGAGGAGGAGUUGUUUGAGUCGAUCCGCAUGGACACGCCUCACUACCCCCGCUGGAUCACUAAGGAGGCCGAAGACCUGCUUGAGCAGUUGUUUGAGAGAGACCCCACUCGCAGGUUAGGAGUUGUGGGAAAUAUCAAGUUGCACCCCUUCUUCAAAUCCAUUGACUGGAAGGCCUUGGAGAGGAGAGAGAUUGAGCCCCCCUUCAAACCCAAAGUGAAAGCACCAAACGACUGCAGUAACUUUGAUCGGGAGUUCCUCAUUGAGAAGCCGCGGCUGUCCCACGGCGAUAAGAGGUUCAUAGAUUCCAUUGACCAAGACGUAUUUGCUGGGUUUUCCUUCAUGAACCCUGAGAUGGAGCACCUUUUAGAAAAGUAACUGCUGUAACACCAGUCUCACUCAGGAGACCUUCCUGAUAUUUAUGGGAUGGCUCACAUACCUGCAGAAUAAUCAACUGUUCUUCAGUCAGUAUUUGUGUAACCUUAUUUUAGGCACAAAGUUUUCUCCUUUGGUACGUAGAUGUAGAAACAAGCCCCUGUACUGUAUAUAUUAGUGUAAUUGUGUUUGUGCGCAGUUGUGUUUGUGGAGGUCGUUAAAGUCUGUAUGAGUUAUAGUAUUAUGGUGGGAUCCUGGAAAUCUUUAUUCAACAUGACAUCACUGCAGCCAUUUACAGACUUUUUUGUCCCUUUAACAAGUUGUUUAGUUCUCUUUGAGGUGGAAAAUCACGAUGGGGAAAAAGCUAUUAACAUACUGUAGUGUGUAAAAUAAACUAUACUUCUGGGGUAUAUUGAUCAUGUAAAUGACUGCAUGUAUAUAAUUUAGAACAAAAGUGACUUGUCCAUUUUUAAAGUAUCGAUAAAUUAUUGAUUUCAUCCACAGAAUCAUCUGAAUUCUUGCAUUUGACGGGAUAAAUAAGAAAUGUACUUGUACUAAGAAGAUCUGGUAGUAUUGUUAGCUGAACAAACUUCUUUAAACAUCUACAGCUGUGUUCAGCUGUAUAGAAAGUUCCUGUCAUUAAACAGGAAUACUGAGUGUAGCAGGGGAAUUUAGUAUUGCUAAGAGUGUAUUAACUGAGUGGAAUAUUUUUGAAAAGCUGUAUAUAAACAUUGUAGAUGUAUAUUAUUGUAACAUGUAUAUUGGUUCAUUGAAGGUGUACUUUUAUGUUGUUUUUUUAAACUGUCUCCAUAUUUUACAUCUGAUUAAAAAAAAGAGCAUCAAAUCCCAA
Molecule: messenger RNA, 3019 nt
Organism: Menidia menidia (Atlantic silverside)
Lineage: Eukaryota; Metazoa; Chordata; Actinopteri; Atheriniformes; Atherinopsidae
Source: the annotation of a GenBank genome assembly